Messenger RNA from Ceratitis capitata (Mediterranean fruit fly), 1477 nucleotides. RefSeq lists its product as hypothetical. NCBI's taxonomy places the organism in Eukaryota, Metazoa, Arthropoda, Insecta, Diptera, Tephritidae. The coding region runs from base 87 to 1115 and encodes 342 amino acids. The transcript has 2 exons. The record is from RefSeq and is a predicted model, not a curated record.
UUUACUUAAACUUGACACAAGAAAUUAAUUUUUUUGAGUAUUUUAAUAAAUUUCUAGUUAUUAAUACGUUUAAUUUAAAACUUGAGAUGGAAGCUAAUCAAAAACCAACAAUUGUCAAAAAUAUGAAUGAUGUUAACUGCACUACUAAGAAAAGGAAACGUGUGAAAAUCCGUCGCUUGGUGGCGAGCCCAUCAAAUUCCGUUGAUAAGAUCAACGAAAAUUGUGAAACAAAUGGUCGCCUUUUCUUACGAAAGUUAAAGCGACUAUUGUUCAUAACUUUACUAUCGUCUGUUGCUUCUGCAGUUCUAUUAGGACAUCACCUUACACAUAAUAACACCGAGCAAAGCAGUAUUCUACAAGAUUUUGUGAGCAGUUAUCGUCGACAUUAUUAUCAGAUAAUUCAUGGUAAACCACAUUAUUGCGAUGCCAAACUAGACGUACAAAACAUUUUGUCUCGAAUACAUGAUCAAAUAUUGCAUCAGGAGGAUGCUAUUCAAAAACUAGAUUCAAUAUUACGCAAUGAAACACAACUACGCUCCAUUGCUAUAGUCGGUCCCUCUGGUGUGGGCAAAACAAUGACUGCAAGUGCGUUGUUGUCAUAUUUUCCAUGGCGUGAAAAUAUGUGGACAUAUGCUUGGAAUACACAUGUCGAAAACGAAGUAGAAAAAUUUCGUAUCUUGCGUAUGUAUGUGGAACAGUUUACAGAUUGUGGACGUAAUUUGUUGAUCGUUGAUAACCUUUCACCUUGUGACGAUGCAGUGAUACCGCUACUAAAUCAAAUGAUUGCCACGCAAGAUGGUGCAAAUAAAAAACGAGUUGUGGUUAUUUAUAUUUUUAAUUUAAACUCAAUGCUCAAUUCAGAUUUAUACCAAAAGCAAAGAGAUUCACUGCAGAAUUUACCCGACACAACUACAAUAAAUUUCAAAUCAUUUAAUGAAAAAGAAUUAAAAGACUGUAUUCGUAGAGAAGUUCAGACUGAAAAUCUAACCAUUACUGAUGCUGAUUUUGAAGAGAUCGUUGCAACAAUAGACGUGGCAACAUCUGGAUGUAAGAAGGUGAAAUCAAAGGUAUUAGUCUAUGGACACAGGAUAGACGAAAAUAUUCCAAAUUAUUAAUUAUAAAAAGUAUAAUUCCUAAGUGUAAAUAAAUAUUAAUGUUACGGUAAAUUGCUUGUUAAUUUAAUGUGAAGAAGCUGGUUCCCAGAAGCGCGAAGUAUGCAAUCAGAUGGUCGCACUACUGAGUUCAUGCAAACAAAACGAAUUUAUUUUAUAUUCUUUUUUGAUUGCAAAAAUUGCAAAGCACAUAAAUGACAACCUAAAUAUGAUUAAUGUUUGGAGUUCCUUCAUGACUUUUUGUAAAUUACGAAAUGGCUAGUUAAUUUAACGUGUAUAUUUAAAGAUGAUGUAUUUUUGAGACUGAAUGUUUUUAUGUAUAAAAAUAUAAUGAAGAAAUUAAAUAAAUAAAUAAAGUUUACACC